Danio rerio (zebrafish) is the source of this 3873-nucleotide messenger RNA. Lineage: Eukaryota; Metazoa; Chordata; Actinopteri; Cypriniformes; Danionidae. The record is from RefSeq and is marked provisional. Gene Ontology annotation, cellular component: axon; dendritic spine. Gene Ontology annotation, molecular function: guanyl-nucleotide exchange factor activity; GTPase activator activity; protein serine/threonine kinase activity. Gene Ontology annotation, biological process: intracellular signal transduction; signal transduction.
AUGGUAGAACCUGUCGGUUUUGUGGAAGCUUGGAAAGCUCAGUUCCCUGACUCAGACCCUCCUGAGAUGUCUUUAAACUCUGUCGGAGACAUCGAGCUAGAACUGGAGAAAUGCCGAAACUCCAUUAGGCGACUGGAGAUGGAAGUAAACAAGGAGCGAUUUCGAAUGAUCUACCUGCAAACACUUUUGGCCAAGGAGCGAAGAAGCCACGACUCUCAGCGAUGGGGAUUCAAUAGGGUCUCACAAAGUGAGCGAAAGCCAGCAUCUAUGGAUGGCCAUCAUCAAAAACCAGAUGGAAGCAGGUGUCUCCCAGCCAAACUGAAGCAUUCGACAGCAGUAGAGGAGAGUCGUGAGCCUCAGCAAUGUGUUGAGGUGGUGGGAGGUGAUAUUUCAGACUUAGACAAACAGAAAAACAGAGACGGAGAGAUUGAUGGGAUGUCUCCAUACAAAAAGAGGAGUGUUGAAACAUCCCCCAGAGCCAUCACUGGACGUGGACCUGUGUCCCAAGAUGCGGAUGGUAUUUCAGAGUCUCCACCGAAGGUCACCUCUGGGUUGGGAGUUGCAGCACUUCGCUCCAACUUUGAACGUAUAAGAAGAGCCAAUUCUCAGUCAUCUGGCGAAGGAAAAAGUGAAAGGCCUUACUACGUCAACAUGGAGUACCACCAUGAGAAGGGUCUUGUUCGGGUCAACGAUAGAGACGUCUCAGAGAAGAUAAGUAGUUUGGGCAGUCAGGCUAUGCAAAUGGAGCGCAAGAGGUCUUUGCAUUCUGUCCCUGGAAAUUUGUCCACCGCUUUUGGAGACAUGCGAAAGCCAGAGCGAUCUCACGAAAGAGCCAUAGACAGUGGCUGCAACUGUGAUUACGAGGACUCUGAUUUGAACCCUGGGUUCCUCAAGGACAGUUCGGUAAGACUUAAUGGAAGAAGAGCACCUCAGCAGAACUGGCAGCAGUCUGACUGUCAGCCCUACACGACUGUUUACGUUGGAGGCAUAAUGGGAGACGGGGAGGACCUGCACUUGACGUGGCCCAGGCGCUCUUACUCACCUGGGAGUUUCGAGGAUGGAUACACGCCAGAUUGCAGCUCCAAUGAAAACCUGACAUCAAGUGAAGAAGACUUCUCCUCAGGACAGUCCAGCCACGUGUCUCCAAGCCCCACCGCCUACCGAAUGUACAGAGAGAAGAGCCGCUCUCCAUCCCAGCACUCCCAGCAGUCGUUCGAGAGUGGCAGCCCUCCCACACCACAGUCCCAAAAGCGUCUCAAGCAGCAGUUAGCACUCUCUGAAGCCAAUAGCGGUGUCCGCAAGAUCUGGCCCAGUGAGGGAAGCUCUAACAACUUCAGCAACAGUUUCCAUGGAGAUCUGGACAUCCCGUUUAGUGGGACUCCACCUCCAGCUUAUGUUUACGAUGGCGAUCGCGGGGAUGACCAGCGUUUGCAGUCUGACAUUGUGUCCUACUCUGACGACCCUCUGUUCUCUCCUCGUCUUCACCCGAAGGGCCGAAGCAUUAGAGAGACUCCUUCAUCGGGGUCCCCAGAGUCUACUAAAUCAUCGGAACUAGAUGCGGAAAAAGGCCUGGAGAUGAGGAAAUGGGUGUUAUCUGGGAUCCUGGCCAGUGAAGAGGCCUAUCUCAGCCACUUGGAGGCGCUCUUACCCAUGAAGCCCCUGAAAGCUGCUGCCACCACCUCUCAGCCCAUGCUAACCCUCCAGCAGAUAGAAACCAUUUUCUUCAAUGUGCCUGAGCUCCAUGAGAUACACAAAGACUUUUAUGAUGGUCUGUUACCCAGAGUGCAACAGUGGAGCAACCGCCAAUGUGUGGGCGACCUCUUUCAGAAACUGGCCAGCCAGCUUGGCGUGUACAGAGCUUUUGUGGACAACUAUAAGAUUGCAGUGGAAACGGCUGAAAAGUGUUGCCAAGCCAAUUCUCAGUUUGCUGAGAUUUCAGAGAAUCUGAAAGUCAAGAGCGCCAAAGACCAGAAUGCCAAGCACUCUCUGGAAACGCUGCUGUAUAAACCAGUGGAUCGGGUCACUCGCAGCACACUCGUCCUCCAUGACCUCCUGAAGCACACCCCAUCCAGUCAUCCAGAUUACCCUCUGCUGCAGGACGCCCUCCGCAUUUCCCAGAACUUUCUCUCCAGCAUUAAUGAAGAGAUCACACCCCGCCGUCAGUCCAUGACAGUGAAGAAAGGAGAGAAUCGACAGCUUCUUCGAGACCAGUUUAUGGUGGAGUUAGUAGAAGGUGCACGAAAACUGCGACACGUCUUCCUCUUUACCGACAUUCUGCUCUGCGCUAAAUUGAAGAAACAAACUGGAGGGAAGGGGCAGCAGUAUGACUGUAAGUGGUAUAUCCCGCUAGCGGACGUCACCUUCCAGACCAUCGAUGAGUCUGAGUCCUCGCCUAUUCCACAGAUACCAGAAGAGGAGAUUGAUGCUUUGAAGGUCAAGAUUUCUCAGAUCAAAAACGAGAUCCAGCGGGAAAAGAGAGUGUGUAAAGGAGGAAAAGUGCUGGAUCGCCUCAGGAAGAAACUGUGCGAACAGGAAUCGCUGCUUCUCCUUAUGUCUCCCUGCAUGGCCUUCAGAGUCAGUAACAGGAACGGCAAGGGUUAUACAUUCCUGAUUUCAUCUGACUAUGAACGAGAAGAAUGGAGAGAAGUCAUUCGGGAGCAGCAGAAAAAAUGUUUCAAGAGUUUUUCUUUGACUUCUCUGGAGUUGCAGAUGCUCACAAACUCUUGCGUGAAGCUACAGACAGUUCACAGCAUUCCUCUGACAGUCAAUAAAGAUGACGAUGAAUCCACGGGGCUUUGCGGCUUUCUGAAUGUGAUUGUUCAUUCUGCAACAGGACUGAAACAGAGCUUGAAUCUGUACUGUACAUUGGAGGUGGACUCGUUUGGCUACUUUGUGAACAAGGCAAAGACUCGUGUUUACAGAGACACUACAGAGCCAAACUGGAACGAGGAGUUUGAGAUCGAGCUAGAGGGCUCGCAGACCCUCAGACUGCUGUGUUAUAGUAAAAUCAAACAGUGCAGGGAUGAUGGCGAAAACAUGGAUCGCGUCAUGGCCAAGGGGCAGAUUCAGCUGGAUCCGCAGUCGCUGCAGGGUAAAGACUGGCAGAGGACAGUAAUCAGCAUGAAUGGGAUUGAGGUCAAGCUGUCUAUGCGAUUUACCAGCAGAGAGUUCAGUCUGAAGCGGAUGCCCUCCAGAAAACAGUCUGGAGUGUUUGGAGUCAAAAUCGGGGCCGUCACUAAACGCGAACACUCCAAAGUGCCUCUGAUUGUGAGACAGUGUGUGGAGGAGAUCGAGCGCAGAGGGAUGGAGGAAGUGGGCAUCUAUCGGGUCUCUGGUGUGGCCACAGACAUCCAGGCCCUGAAAGCUGCAUUUGAUGCCAACAACAAAGAUGUUUCAGUUAUUAUGAGUGAGAUGGACGUGAAUGCCAUUGCUGGAACACUGAAGCUUUAUUUCAGGGAGCUUCCCGAGCCCCUCUUCACUGAUGAACUCUACAUUAACUUCACUGAAGGCAUCGCUUUGUCAGACAGCGUGGCAAAGGAAAGCUGCAUGCUCAACUUGUUGCUCUCCCUUCCUGAACCCAACCUGCUGACCUUCCUGUUUCUGCUGGACCAUCUGAAGAGGGUGGCUGAGAACGAGAUUGUCAACAAGAUGUCCUUCCACAAUCUGGCUACAGUGUUCGGCCCGACCCUUCUCCGCCCCUCUGAGAAGGACAGUAAAAUACCAAGCAAUCCCACGCAGCCCAUCUCUAUGAGUGACAGCUGGUCUCUUGAGGUUAUGUCUCAGGUCCAGGUAUUACUGUACUUCCUUCAGCUGGAGGCCAUCCCAACUCCGGAUAGUAAACGUCAGAGUAUGCUGUUCUCCACAGAAGUAUAA